AUGGCCGCAGCCGCAGCUGCCGCCGCAGCAGCAGCCUCUGCACCGUCUAUCCCGACGACGCUCCGCAGCCCACCCAGCGUCUCGGCCUACACGUCUCUCGCCGAUCAUCAGUCGAGCACGCCGGCGUCCUUCUUUGACGGCCCACCGGUGCUACACUACCACGCCAAGAGUGCGCGCGCAUACAUCUCACGGGAACAGCGUGCAAAGCUGCCAUGGGGCAGCGCCCCGGAGUCGGCCGGUUCGCCGCUCGGCCUGGCCAUGGGCGACACGGCUCAGCAUGUGGUGGACGUCUUUGUGGGCUCUGAAACUCUCUCGCUAUACUGCCCUGCAGCGGACUGCGGCCUCGCCUUGCCGUAUCCCGUCAUCGGUCUCCACGCGAUCAAAUCUGCGACCGCAGCCGACGGCCAUCGCGUGCCGACUGUGUACAUGCAGUUGGAGCUGGAUGUGGCUGGUGGUGGCAACGAUGACGGGGGCGAGACGGUCGAGCUGAGCCUCGUGCCGGAGGAGACGACCGCUGCCGAAUCCGCGCCGACAGCCGAGACUACGCCGCCACAAGACACGACGGCGCCCCCGCAGUCGCUGUCCGAGGCCUCACGGCUGUUCGAUGCCAUCUCGGCGUGUGCUGAUCUGCACCCGGACCGGUUCGGUGGCGACAACGACGAUGACGACGAUGCCUAUCCAUCCUUCUUUGGACCGGGCGAAGGCGACGACGACGAUGACGACGGCAUCGCUUUUGAUGACGGAGACCUGGAACCGGUCGAAGGCUUCCAGGGCGUCUUCCGGAGAGGUGCAAACAACAACACCGAAGCUGCCGUCACACAGGGAUCCGACCUUCCACCUCCUCUGCCCGGCAGCGGCGGCUGGAUCACGGCCGAGAAUGCACACGAGUUCUUUGACGCCGACGGCAACUGGCUGGGACGCGACGGCAGCGGGCCUCUGGGCGAGGGCGCCGGACGCGUGCGAGGACGCGACGAGGUCGACGAAGCCGCAGCCGCAGACGAGACCAGCCGUGCAGACGCUGCGGCCGAUGCGGGCGAGGCUCAGUUGAACGGCGACGGGUCCGAGACCAAGCGGCCGCGGACAGAGUGA
Messenger RNA from Grosmannia clavigera kw1407, 1089 nucleotides. RefSeq lists its product as uncharacterized. The coding region runs from base 1 to 1089 and encodes 362 amino acids. The record is from RefSeq and is a predicted model, not a curated record. NCBI's taxonomy places the organism in Eukaryota, Fungi, Ascomycota, Sordariomycetes, Ophiostomatales, Ophiostomataceae. Gene Ontology annotation, cellular component: cytosol; spliceosomal complex. Gene Ontology annotation, biological process: mRNA cis splicing, via spliceosome. The transcript has 2 exons.